Paramuricea clavata is the source of this 1710-nucleotide messenger RNA. NCBI's taxonomy places the organism in Eukaryota, Metazoa, Cnidaria, Anthozoa, Malacalcyonacea, Plexauridae. The record is from the annotation of a GenBank genome assembly.
AUGCGUAUGUUCUGGCACAUUGCUAAAUGCUAACGUUAGCUUAAGUUUUAGCCGCAUCUAAACGAGCUUAUAUUAAGUUAUAAAAUUUGCAUAGCCAAAAAUCUCAAAUUUGAUUGGUUACAGAAAGAUAUGUGCUAAUAAGGUGCAUAAUAGCGACCUAAGUGUAGAUUUUACUGUUAGGUGGACAGAUGAAGAUAAUUCUAUUAUUCAAUAUAAAGAGGGUAAUACUCAUGAUGGGUGCGCGGAAAUAGCAAAGCGCUAUAGUUAAUAUAAUAAAGAUAUAUAAUUAUGUUGCUAUUAACUGAUCUUAAAAGUAUAGAUCAUGCAUUCCGCAUUGAAAUAAUGACUACAAGAUUGAAAUGGACAUGUCACAAUUCGACGUACAUAAAAUUAAAUGUUCAAACAUUGUUGUACCAGGACAAAAUUCCAUUCGCAUUACACGUUGCAUGAAACAAAUUUGGUAGAUUUUGCAUGAACAUAUAUAUGAACAGAACCGUCUACGAAAGAAUAAAAGAAUGAUUGAAUAGAUAUACAAACGAACUCCUACAGUAUUCAUCUCAAUGUCAUAACUGAGGGUGGGAAAGGGUAUUUUCGUGAGCCGUGAAUGGUCAAUAUUUGUUCGCGUGAAAUGUGAAAUGCUUCAUUUUAGUGUCGUGAAACGUGAUUUAUUCUACAGCCGUGAGGCGUGAUUGUUGAUAAAAAUGCUCCGUGAAAUGAGAAUUAAGGAUCCCUGUUUCGUGAACUGUGAUUAUUAUAGUGAUUAUUAUAAUAAACAUGACACGCGAUAAUCAAAUUUAUAUGAUCUCACUCGAUUGCACAAGAGUAAAAAGUUCGGGCCUUUCCAGAGGUUCCUCACGCAGAGGACAACGUUCCUGACACUGAGGACAACGUUCCUGACGCUGAAGACAAGGUUCCUGACGCUGAGGAAAAGGUUCCUGACGCUAAGGACACUAGGUUCCUGACGCUCAUAACAAGAUUCCUCACGCUGAGGACAAGGUUCCUGACGCUGAGGACAAGGUUCCUGACACUGAAGACAAGGUUCCUCACGCUGAGGACAAGGUUCCUGACAUUGAGGUCAAGGUUCCUCUCCCUUAGGACAAGCCUCCUGACGCUGUGGUCAACGUUCCUGACGCUGAGAACAAGGUUCCUGACGCUGAGGACAUGCUUACUGACGUUGAGAACAAGCUUUCUAACGCUGAGGACGAGGUUCCUGACGCUGAGGACAAGGUUCCUGACGCUGAGAACAAGGCUCCUGACGCUGACGACAAGGUUCCUGACGCUGAGGACAAGGUUCCAGACGAUGAGAACAAGGUUGCUGACGCAGACAACAAGUUACCUGACGCAGAGGACAAGGUUACUGACGCUGAGGAGAAGGUUUCUGACGCUGAUAACAAGAUUUCUGACGCUGUGGACAAGAUUCCUGACGCUGACGACAAGGCUGCUGACGCUGAGGACAAGGUUCCUGACGCUGAGGACAAGGUUUCUGACGCUGAGGACAAGGUUCCUGACGCUGAGGACAAGGUUGCUGACGCUGAGGACAACGUUCCUGACGCUGAGAACAAGGUUUCUGACGCUGUGGACAAGGUUCCUGACGCUGAGGACAAGGUUGCUGAGGCUGUGGACAAGUUUCCUCACGCUGAGGACAAGGGUGCUGACGAAGAGGACAAGGUUCCUGACGCUGAGGACAAGGUUUCUGACGCUGAGGACAAG